GCCGGAGGUAGGCGGGCCCGGGAGGAGCCUGCGGCCCCAGCGGCGGUAAAGGAAGGAUCCGGAAGAGGUGGCCCUCGCGGAGCCCGCUGUCCCGUGUCCCUUAUCGUUCUGCUCUUCUCGGGCGCUGAUGCGGGGAACGGGGGAGGCCGCGAGAACCCGGAGCCUGAGAGCGUCCGCUGCCCGAGGUCGAGCAGCAAUGGCUGAGAAGAGGCCCCCCAGGCCCCAGGGGACAGCCCUGAUCUACGACGAGGCUAUGACUCGGGUCCGGCUGCUCUGGGUUGACCCUGAAUGUGCCAUCGAGGUGCCCGAGCGCCUAACGUCCACCUAUGCCCGGCUUUGCCAGCGAGGCCUGGCACAGAGGUGUGUGCGGCUGCCGGUCCGGGAGGCCACCGAGGAGGAGCUAGAAAUGGUGCACAGCCCAGAGUAUGUGGCUGUGGUGAAGGGGACCCAGGCCAUGAGCAAGAAGGAGCUCCAGACCCUGGCUCAGCAGUAUGACGCCGUCUACUUUCACCCGAGCACGUUCCCCUGUGCCCGAAUGGCCGUGGGGGCCACCUUGCAGCUGGUGGACGCGAUCCUGACCGGAGCUGUAGGCAACGGGAUGGCGCUGGUGAGGCCUCCUGGACACCACAGCCAGCGAGAUGCUGCCAACGGCUUCUGUGUGUUUAACAACGUGGCCAUAGCCGCCGAGUACGCCAAGAGGAGACACGGCCUGCAGAGGGUCCUUAUUGUUGACUGGGAUAUUCACCACGGACAGGGGACCCAGCGUAUCUUUGAAAACGACCCCAGCGUCCUCUACUUCUCCUGGCACCGGUACGAGCACCAGAGCUUCUGGCCUCGACUCCAGGAGUCCGAUUACAAUGCCGUGGGUCAGGGCCCCGGCCGAGGCUUCACCAUCAACGUGCCCUGGAACAAGACUGGGAUGAGAAAUGCUGAUUACGUGUCCGUCUUCCUGCACGUGCUCCUCCCGCUGGCCAUCGAGUUUGACCCCGAGUUCGUCCUUGUGUCAGCUGGAUUUGACUCUGGCAUUGGGGACCCCGAGGGCCAGAUGGAGGCCACGCCUGAGUGCUUCGCCCACCUGACGCUUUUGCUGCUCCCCCUGGCCCGGGGCCGACUCUGUGCAGUGCUUGAGGGAGGCUAUCACCUGCGGUCUCUGGCCGAGUGUGUGUGUAUGACCCUGCAGACUUUGCUGGGGGACCCCGUGCCAGCUCUCUCCGGGGAUCCGGCCCCUUGUUUGAGUGCGGUGGAGUCCAUCCAGAACGUGAGAGCGGCCCAUGCCCGCCACUGGGCAAGUCUCGGGCAUGAAGACGCAGGCCCCGUCCUGACUCCCAGCACGCGGCCCCCCCUUCUUGGGGCUCAGCCCACGGCGGCCACAGAUAGGCUGGGGCCCCUUUUGGACGAGCUGCUCAGCUUCCCCCUGUGUUUCCCCUGCACUGGCAUUGGCCUGGCUGUCCCUGACUCCGCGUCCGGCCUUCACCUGCCCCCCACUGUCCUGCGGGAGAGGGGCGCCCCUCUCGGCAAGGAGGAGGCAGCAGCCUGCUCCAGGCUGGAUUCGGCCUUCUCCCAGGACCAGACCCAGGCCGCUCUGGGGAAGCUCCUGGCUCUGCUGGAGAAGAUCCUGUCUGGGCAGGUCCGGGCUGGGAUCUCCGUGUCUCCCACUGUGGCAGCUGCCGCCAUCAUGGCCCUCCGCAGAGGCCUCAGCUUUGGGUCGCAGAGCAGGCUGCUUUGUGUGGCUGUAGGAGACUUGGAUAUUCCUGAGGACCUGAGGGACAAUGGCCAAAUCCUGGUGCUGCGCAUCGGAGGAGAGGAGCGGCCAGAGGGAAGCCCUUCCCCGAGGUGCAUCUGCCUGGGCGGGCCGCAGGCCACAGAACCCGGCAACUUCCUCUUGGCCCUCCUAAGCCUCAUCCUCCCAGUGGCCUACAGUUUCCAGCCAGAGCUGGUGCUGCUUGUCCUGGGGCCAGGCUGUAGCCUUCGAGGUGUGGACAUGGAGCUGCUCACCAGGCUGCUCCAGGGGCCAGCGAGGGGCCACAUGCUGGUGCUGCUGCAGGACUCUGAGAUCUCAUUGGUGGAGGCCCUGGCCUGGGCCUUGGAGGGCAAGGCCCUCCCCAGCACUCUGGGUCCCUACCUCUCGGCCUCCCCGAAGCAAGCUUUGGCCAUCACCCGCCUCUGCUGGCGGCUACAACCAGACUGGCCCAUGCUGCAAGUGUCUGUGAACUGAGACCCUUUCCCCACUGCCUGCUCCCCAAGACCAGGACCAGUGGGGACCGUGCCAGGCGUCAUGGACCACAGCUGAUGGCACCUCAGGACGCCGAGCCUGAGAGCAGAAGCAGCUGCGUUUGGAGUCAGAGAACCCACUCCAUGAGAUACUGUGCCUAUGUGACCUUCUCUGUCACUUCUCUGGACUCUGGGCUGCCUCAGUUUCCGCCUUUGUACAAUAGGAGCUGGACUCUGUUCUCCAAGGCCCUUCGAGCUCUUUAAUAAUAACAAUAACAACA
Monodelphis domestica (gray short-tailed opossum) is the source of this 2492-nucleotide messenger RNA. RefSeq names its product histone deacetylase 10 (gene HDAC10). Gene Ontology annotation, molecular function: deacetylase activity. The record is from RefSeq and is a predicted model, not a curated record. Lineage: Eukaryota; Metazoa; Chordata; Mammalia; Didelphimorphia; Didelphidae. Gene Ontology annotation, biological process: epigenetic regulation of gene expression.